This is a messenger RNA of Melospiza georgiana, 396 nucleotides long. RefSeq names its product cysteine rich DPF motif domain containing 1 (gene CDPF1). Lineage: Eukaryota; Metazoa; Chordata; Aves; Passeriformes; Passerellidae. The transcript is spliced from 4 exons. The record is from RefSeq and is a predicted model, not a curated record. The coding region runs from base 1 to 396 and encodes 131 amino acids.
AUGGACCAAGGUAGCUUAAAAAUCGAUGCUCCCAAAGAAGUUCAGACAGCAGGAGAGUUCAGAUAUGAGCUGUGUGAGUUAUCAGCGUUGUACACAAAUUAUGGGCAGAUGUCACCAAGCUCUCACUCAAUUGUGCUUUUGGAAAAAGCCUGUGUCAUGAGGGAUCCUUUCACCCCUGGCAAGGACAAGUUCCUCAUCAUUAGGUCUCAUUGCAGUUUGUGUAGCAGAGCAGUGUGUGUUGGUACAAACUGUAGUCUGUUCUACUCCAAAAGUUUCUGCCUCCCCUGUGUGAAAGAAAACCUGAAGGCCUUCCCUUUGGAAAUACAAGAAGACAUGGAUAAAAGGAAGCCCCAGCAGAAAUCCUGCAAAAAAACGGAUACGAAGCAUAAAUCUUGA